AUGGCCGGCGGCGGCAUCCGUGCGGGUGCGGAGGGCUACAAGCUGUGCGCGGCCAUGGUGGCGUCGCAGUGCAUCUUCGCGGCAAUGACGCUGUGGGUCAAGGCAGCGUUCGGGCGGGGCAUGAGCCCCAUGGUCUUCGUCGUCUACAGGCAGGCCGUCGCCACCCUCGUCCUUGCCCCGAUAGCCAUCAUCGCCAAUCGGGCGAGGCUGAAGGAGAUGAGACUGGGAAUGAAAGCUUUCUUUUUGGUGUUUCUGGCGGCUUUGUUUGGAGCUACAGCGAAUCAGAACCUGUGCUACCAAGGGCUGCACCUGGGGACGUCGUCGCUGGCCACGACCAUGACGAAUCUCAUACCGGCGAUCACCUUCGUCAUGGCAGUAGCCGUUGGGCAAGAAACAGUGAACAUCAGAGAAGUAAGUAGCACGGCUAAGAUCUUAGGCACGGCUGUCUGCGUGGGAGGAGCCAUCACCAUCGCGUUCUUCAAAGGUCCGAAGCUGCCGAGGGAAUUUGUCAGUGACCCGUUCAUGCUUCUGCAUGAGUUCAGCAGCAACAACUGGGUGAUGGGUGCGCUCUUCCUCGUCGGCAGCAGCUCCUGCUGGUCCUUGUGGCUCAUAUUGCAGGGUCCUAUCUGCCAACGGUACGUGGAUCCUCUGUGCCUGUCGGCCUGGACCUGCUUCCUCUCCACCCUACAGUCCGCCGUGGUCGCUUUCUUCCUGCUGCCGGACCGUAGCGCGUGGAGGAUCCACUCGCUCUUCGAGCUCUCCUGCUACGUCUUCGCGGGCGUGUUCGGGUCGGGCGUGGUGUUCUACCUGCAGUCGUGGUGCAUCUCCGUAAGGGGCCCUCUCUACUCCGCCAUGUUCACCCCGCUCUGCACCGUGCUCACCACCGCGCUCUCCGCCGCCAUUCUCCACGAAGAGCUGCACAUCGGAAGGCACGCUCUCUCCUUCUCUGAAAGACAGACAUUGUUCCUUCAGUUCUCUGGCGUUCUCAUCAAGCGACCAAACCGUUUUUGCAUCAGGGAGUGCUGA
Messenger RNA from Miscanthus lutarioriparius, 1026 nucleotides. NCBI's taxonomy places the organism in Eukaryota, Viridiplantae, Streptophyta, Magnoliopsida, Poales, Poaceae. The record is from the annotation of a GenBank genome assembly.